Molecule: messenger RNA, 516 nt
Organism: Vanrija pseudolonga
Lineage: Eukaryota; Fungi; Basidiomycota; Tremellomycetes; Trichosporonales; Trichosporonaceae
Exons: 1
Coding region: 1-516 (171 amino acids)
Source: RefSeq, a predicted model, not a curated record
AUGCCAGUCUCCUUCGCCCCCGGCCCGCACCCGUCCUCGUCGCGCCGCGCGUCCGCGUCCUCGCCGUACCCAGGCCGCGUGAUGACGAGCCUCGUGCCGCAGGACCUUCCCUCCCCGCCGCGCAAGAAACGCUCAUCGUCCUCGGGAUCGUCGCCGUCCUCGCCCCACGGCAAGCCCACACCGCCAGCUUCCCCACUCGACGACCCGUUCACCGACGACCGCAACACGAUGAGCAUACCGCCCCGGCGGGAGAGCGUGGCAUGCUACGAGCGCGCGUGCCGCGCCGCGUGCUCCCCGCAGGCGGACUUCAGCGUGCCCUACACCGACGACACGGAGCACGCGGCGCGUUCGCCGCGCGCGUCGUCGCGAGACCCCGAACGCGUGCCCCUCCUAGGUGUCGACGAGGACGAGGAGAGCCCCCGCCGCUUCGAGUGGCGCGUGACGGCCAUCAUCGCCCUCGCGAUUCUCAUCAUCACUGCUGUCAUCCUGGGCGUCUUUAGACUCAUCGAGGCGUAG